Raphanus sativus (radish) is the source of this 354-nucleotide messenger RNA. RefSeq lists its product as uncharacterized. The record is from RefSeq and is a predicted model, not a curated record. Bases 1 to 354 code for a protein of 117 amino acids. NCBI's taxonomy places the organism in Eukaryota, Viridiplantae, Streptophyta, Magnoliopsida, Brassicales, Brassicaceae. The transcript has 2 exons.
AUGGAUCAUUUAUUCUGGAGAGUUCUACCCAAGAUGAAUGAUCAUCAGUUUGCAUGGAUACUAUGGUAUAUCUGGAAAGCAAGGAACAACAAGGUUUUUAGUAACCUGGAUGUGGAUGCCAGGGAUACACUGACGUUGGCUGAAACGGAAUCUACUAUGUGGGCUGCGGCCCAAGAUUUGAGUAUCCGACAAUCCAUACCACCGCAAGUACAUCCGCCUCCCUCAAUUCCAGGGAGAUGGUGCUUCGUAGAUGGUUCGUGGAAGGAUAAGGACUUUUUCUCGGGACAAGGUUGGUUCAGUACUCUGGAGGGUUAUGAGGGCUUAAUGGGGGCACGAAAUGUUCGGGCAAAGUGA